AAAAUAUUUGGUUCACUUACGCUUUCUACUCGCACUUUAUAUUGUAAGACAUUUAAAAUUACUGGCAUUCAUUCACAAUACUUGUUUAUUGAAGGAACGUAUAGUCUAGAAAAAAACUAGAUUUAUUAUCAAAUAAAAAUGAACGUAUUGAUACCUGAAAUAAAAACGAAGAAGAAAAACGUCGAUCUAUUUAGACAGAGCAUGUUUGGAUUAAAUACACCAAUAUCUGAAUGUCGAAGACGAAACAAAUUAGACGAUUUCGAUGGAAUACGGAGCAUUUUGUCACAAAGCAAUAUCGAAGACAAUUGGAUGCCGUAUGUUCAGGAGGAUGGUGGCCUAUUUUAUGUUAUAAUCAAAGAUACAUCUGGUCAUCCAGGAUUUCAUGGAACCAAUAGAUGUUACUUUCAUUCAGAUGUUCAAAGAAAUACAAGACGCUCUCUCUGUGAUAGCUCCAGUCAAAAGAACAAUCAUUCUAAUUCAACUAGCUGUUUAAAACAUGUUCCGAAUAACAACCGCUCUAAAGCAUCUGGUUGUUUAAAACACACAAGUGAUCAUCGACAACGACACCAUACAUGUAGCAAAAACAAUGUCUCUUCUAGUCAUAACUACUGUGAAUGUUUGUGUGAAAGUCAAAAAUGCUUGCCUUUAAAAGAAAUAAGUGAAGAAUGUGACAGUUGCACUAUUGCCAAGGAACUCUGUGAACGUGAUGUAAAUCACAAUUUUUUUCACGGGAACGAACAUUGUUCAUUGAGUAACAACGAAUCAAGUAGUGAUACACAGAGCGAUUCAGAUAAAUCAUCUUUAAGUAGUUCUCCAACAUCCAUAGAUAACUUCACCAAGAAAUCAAAAAAGCCUUUUUCACAAAGGCUAAAUCUAACCCGAUUCCGCUUGAGAUUUCGAUCGGUGAAAUAACUCCAGAUGUUUGUACAUUUUAUAAAAAUCAAAAUGCUAUUUAUUAAAAUAUAUUUAUAUUA
This is a messenger RNA of Mytilus californianus (California mussel), 974 nucleotides long. RefSeq lists its product as uncharacterized. The coding region runs from base 139 to 912 and encodes 257 amino acids. The record is from RefSeq and is a predicted model, not a curated record. The transcript is spliced from 3 exons. Lineage: Eukaryota; Metazoa; Mollusca; Bivalvia; Mytilida; Mytilidae.